AGAGAGAGAGAAGGGGCGAGAGUAAGAGUGAGAGAGAAAGUGAAAGAAUAAGAGAGAGACAGAGUUAGAGAGAGAGAAAAAGAAUGAGAGAGAGAGAGUAAGAGAGAGUAAGUGAAAGAGAGUAAGAGAGAGAAAGAAUAAGAGAGAGAGAGAAAAUAAGAGAGAGUAAGAGAGAGAGAGAGAGAGAAUGAGAAAGAGUAAGAGAGAGAGAGUGAAAGAAUAAGAGAGAGAGUAAGAGAGAGAAAGAGAAUGAGAGAUGAGAGAGAGUAAAAGGAUAAGAGAGAGAGAGAGAGAGAGAGAGAGAGACUGAUCUGUAUUCACAGCGACUGGCAGCUCAACUUCCUUCCUGUCUUUCUUUGUACGUCGUUAACCAAACAGCCGAGCUCUCGAAGCGAGCUGGAGAGGAGAGUUUCGACCCAUCUGCUGGAUUACUGCGGACCUAGAGCGAGUUAAAGUUCGCGAGUUAGUGCUGAGACUGGACUUUACUGCGGGAGGACUGUGUGUGGUGGUUUAUUUGUGCACAGGGAGGACCGGGCUGGAGACGGAUAUUAACCUGAACUUCCACUCGAGUCAGAAACGAGCAUCUUACUUGGGCAUGGAGGGGUAAUGGCCAUGACUGAAUAUACAGUGAAUAAAUGAAGCAUGAGGGCUUGGGUCACCGUUUUUUUUUUUCCUAACCAUGACCUCAUGAUGAGUGGCUGCAGAGGCCAGUGCAGUGUCGAUGACGAGGUCUAAAUGGGAGCAUAUAUGGACAGAGUCAGCCUGCAACUAUGGCUGCUUAUGCCCUGAACAACUUGAUCAUGAUGAACGCGAAUAACCUGACUGAUAAAAGCAGUCCUCGUACUGGGAGGCCUGUGCUGCCGGUGCCAAACCGCUCCACCUCCUGCACCGGUGGUCCUUGCAGCCCUGGUAGCUUGAGUCCUGGCUCAACUGGAACUUCAUUUGUCUUUCCUCCAAUGAUUGGUUCCAGUAGCUCCAGGGCAUACCACUCAUCAGACCAGCUAGGAGUAAGCGUGAGUACCCGGGUGCGGCGACUGAGCGGUUCUGGUCCAGAAGAUGACCAGGAGGAGACAGAGAGACGCGCUGCUCAGCAGCUCCAGCGUUGUCGCGAACUCCAGAACGUGGAAGUGAACAAGAAAGUAGACUUAUUUGAGCAUAUUUCUGCACAGGCUCAGAGCAGGGACACUCAGCGGAGCCCACGUCUUUCAAGGAGACCCAGCCCAAAUCGUGGCCCCUUACUUCAGUCUGAUAAGCCAAACCUUCUGGAAAACUUUGCAGGGAUCCCCAAGGAGCUGCAGAAUGGGAAAAAUUGUCGCGUGCCAGAGGCAAGCCUAGAAGAAAAUGAUGCAAGCUACUCAGAUGCGGAAGUGAGUGGUCUGAGGGGCAUCAAAUUGGAGGAAACUUGGAACAGAGGUGACAGCCCUGUCAGUAGCCUCUCCAGUACCUCACAAGGGACUAGUAAUGACUUAACCGCCCCUGAGCAAUUAGAGACAUGGACCCAGACCUGCUCAACUGAGGUUAAGGCUGAGCUAAUGGAAGCACAGUCUAAAGAGGUGGAGGGAAGCUGCCUUGAGGUAGCCCCAAUACCUGCAGUCAUAGUGACUGACCAUGGCAUGGAGGCCUGUGGGGAGGGCCAUGAGCCUGAGGUCAGCCCGAGGCCUUCUCGAGCCCAACGGAAACUCUCUUCCUCAUCAGCCUCAUCCACAGGCUUCUCCUCCUCUUGGGAAGAAUCAGAGGACGACAUUUCCAGUGACCCUGAGCGCACACCAGCCUUCUUGCAGACCCAGCAGAAAGCGCAUAAAUCAUGGAAGAAGAUCAAGAACAUGGUGCACUGGUCCCCUUUUGUAAUGUCCUUCAAAAAGAAGUACCCUUGGAUCCAGCUGGCUGGACAUGCAGGCAGUUUCAAGGCAGGAGCCAACGGUCGCAUUCUGAAAAAGCACUGCGAGUGUGAGCAGCGCUGCCUUGACUGGCUAAUGAAGGAUGUUUUGAGGCCAUAUGUACCUGCAUACCAUGGUGACGUGGAGAAGGAUGGAGAGAAGUACAACCAGAUGGAUGACCUGCUGGCCGAGUUUGACAUGCCGUGCGUCAUGGACUGCAAGAUGGGCGUGAGGACAUAUCUGGAAGAGGAGCUGACAAAAGCCAGAAAGAAGCCCAGUCUGAGGAGUGAUAUGUACCUUAAGAUGAUUGAUGUGGACCCGGAUGCACCAACGCAAGAGGAGAAAGAUCAAAAGGCAGUCACAAAACCUCGCUAUAUGCAGUGGCGAGAGACCAUCAGCUCCACAGCCACACUGGGCUUCCGCAUUGAGGGCAUUAAAAAGGAAGACGGGACAGUAAACAGAGACUUUAAAAAGACCAAGAGUCGAGAGCAAGUGACAGAGGCGUUCCAUGACUUUGUCAAAGGAAACGUGAAUAUCCUGAAUUCCUAUCUCAUCCGGUUAAAGGAAAUCAGGGAUACUCUGGAAGUGUCAAUGUUUUUCAAGACACAUGAGGUGAUUGGCAGUUCUCUCCUGUUUGUCCAUGACAAGCGGGAACAUGCGAAGGUGUGGAUGAUAGACUUUGGAAAGACAACUCCACUCCCUGAGGGUCAGGUGCUGAGCCACCGGGACAAUUGGGUGGAAGGCAACCGUGAGGACGGCUACCUUUGGGGACUUGACCAUCUUAUAGACAUUAUCAGCCACAUGGUGGCACCAAAACAUCUAUAGAGAGGUCACCCAAAAUCUCUCUCUUUUUCUCCCUCCCUCUUGGCCCUCUCUCUCUUUUUCUCUACUCCCCCUGGGUGGAUUGCCCACACUACAGUACAGGAUGUGCCUGGAUUUCCACAGAAAGCUACUCCAGUGGCCUUUCCCCCAAAACAAAAUGGCAGCCACGUGUGAUGUAUGUGUGUGUAUGUAAAGAUAUAGAUAUUGUACAUAUAGUGUAUAGAGUGUAUAGUACAGUGUUUUCAAUAUAGGAGUUGUAUACAGCUAGUGCUUUGUCAAUGCAUUUGUCUGAAUAUCACAUUCUUCUUCUUUUCUUAGUUUGAUGUUCGUCUAACAGUAGUGUGGCAGUGUCGAGCAUAUGUGCCUUCUUCAAGCUUUUUAUGUUUCAAAAAAGGGGCCAUUGGAAUAAUUUUUUUUUUUUUUAUUUAGCGUGAGGCAUAUAAGGUUCUUUAAUGCCUCUUUAAUUCAGCAUGCAGGUUUUGGUUUAACUGAUUGUGAUUUUAUUUGGGAUAUUUUAGUUAUAUUUUAUUAAGUUACUUGGUGGUAUUUGUUAUGUAGUUGUUACUGGAGUGUAAAAGUUUUCGUAGUGUUAACAUUAUGCGUACAGUUAUUUAUACUUAAUGCCAUUUGUAGAACAAGAGAUUGUGAACUCAGGCAGCUAUAUAAAGCCGUGUGUGGGAUUUGGGGUUUUCAUUCCAGCUGGGUGCCUGCAAUUAAUGUUGCUUUAAUCAAAUGGCCAAGGCAAGAAGUGAAAGCAAGCACAACUGCAUCAGAAAUUGAGUUCGGGCUGAACAUUUUAAUGCUUCUUGGAGCAAAAGUGCUGAUCUGUGAUCAGCUUAUUUGCCUCCAACUACUGUCCAAAAGCAGCCAUAAUACACUUUUCCAAUUUUGUUUUAAGAAGCUUUUGCACUAAAACAAUUUUUAAUAGAGUGAAAGUCCAAAAAAUCCAAUAUAUAUAUUUUUCGAGUUAUUUAUCAUAUAAAACUCAAACACAUUUAGAUGACCUUGUUGCUACAGAUAGUUAAUGAAAUACAAUCAACCAUUUCACAUCAAGCAUACUUAAAAUUUUGACCACUGAAUUAGGCAGAAACCAACAUGCUGGAAAGCUUUAUUGGUGGAGGUUCUGCUUGUAUUCAUCAGUACUGCAGUGCAUUUGGGCCUUUAGGACUGAAUAUUGAUGGUCGUUUAUUCUAGAGAUCUGUUCUGGAUUCAGAUGUCAUGACUUGUUGAAGCUCAUUUCGAGUUGAAGCAAUUGCUCUUUGCAUGGCCAUUUGCUAUGUAAAUCCACCACUCCUGUGUACUCAGGCCCAAACAGUCGGAUACCAGCCAAGGAAAACAAAAGGCCGUGAUAAAAGCUAAUUUGUGGGUGCGAAUGGCAGCCGUCCGCUGACAGAAGACUAAGUUUAGCAGUUCAUGGACCAUGUUAGGACUGAGGAAGAACUGAUAAAGCCUGCAGUGUGUGUCAGGCGCUACUCUGUCCUUCCUUUCAGACACAAAUGGUAUAAACAUUCUAUGGCGUAGUUCUGGAUUUCACCUCAGCUCUUUAGCUGAGCUUAACAGAUUCACACUCCUAUUUAGGAAAUGAAAACUGGUCAGUGGGCACGUAAGUUCCCAAAAUCACCAAACACCAAAAGCAGAGGUAGACAAAAAACACCUUGUUUUUUUGAGAACAUGUAAACCAUUGAACUAUGCACCAUAUAUAUAUAAAAGCCCUAAUUUCAAAUCCAUACCGACCAGAGGGUGAAUGUUAAUAGAAGGACCAAAGCAUGCAUACCCAAAUAAUUUUUUUAGUAUAGCUGAUAUACCUAAACAUCUAAAAUGAAAAUGUAUACCAUAGCCACUUAAAAUUGUUUCCCUAUAGUAGCAGAUUAUUAAUAAAAUAUUAUUAGAGUUUAAUUUAUUUCUAUUCUUAAAUUAACCAUAUCACCAUGUCACUCUCAUGCAAACAUUGUGUCUUCAUUUUUGUGAUGUUCUUUUUUGACAUAACAUAAUCAGACAGUUGUUACCUACAUUGUGUCCAAAUUUAGAAUAUUUUCGAUGCAGACUUCUAUUAAAAGUUAAGUAAAGUCUUUGUUUACUAGGUUUCUUUAAUGCAAAUGAAUCAGUGAAAAAAAUGUUUAACUGUUUUAAGCUGUUACAGCUCUAUGUAGAAUCAUUGCCUUUAGUAAAUAACCUGUAAUGAGGUAUAUUUACUAUACUUGCAUAUUAUACUAAUGAUGUAUGUCAAAAGUAGUGCACUGCUACUCCCAUUCAGCAGUACCGGAUGUAUGGUAGGAGUUUCCAGUCUUGUUCAGCCAGGCAGGCAGGAGUACACCUGGCUCCACUUAUAAUCAGCUGGUCUGCCGUUUAACAGUUUAUAAUGUAUAAUACUGCUUUGUUGGACUGGUGGUCUGUGUGGAUAAGACUGGACCCUCCUGGUGUAUUGUACAGCAGUAUGAGGUUUUUGACACAACCUGUUCUGUUGAGAUGUGAGGAGAGUCUGUCAUGGCUGAGCUUUUGGUGUGGGGCGCCCCCUGCUGGAAUGGUGCUGUAUUUUAUAGAACAAACAAAUAGUCUCUGUCUUAAAUAACCUUUCCAAUCAUGUUGGAGAGGUGAAACUGUAUGAAAGCUGUCAAGAGUGUCACACAUAUUUAUAUUUAUUGUGAUAUGUUGCACAAGAACACUAAAUGUAGCUGCAUGUUUCUUGUUUAAUAGCUGUACAUCUUUUGCUAAUUUAGUGACAAAAUGUAUUUUGGCUACUAAAUUUUUGCUCGCUUAAAGCCACAGUUUUUUUUUUUAGUUUUUUUUUUUUUACAUUUGUCUGAACCUUUGAGAGGAAAAAAACAGAGGUGCCCCAUUGUUCAUCCUAUAUUUGUUUAAAGCAAAACAAAAAGUAUUGGUGAAUACCAAAUGAUACUGGAGGCUUAUGAAUGGGUAAAAAGUGAACUGCUCUUCCCAAGAUGAGAGGCAUUGCAACUAUGUACAUCUCUGUUCUGUUCUUUCCUAACUUGCUUGGUGUGUUAAUACUGCAACUAUGCUUUGCUCUACAAUUUUAUGAAAGUAAAUGAACAGUUGGUGAAACGCUCA
Messenger RNA from Astyanax mexicanus (Mexican tetra), 5765 nucleotides. RefSeq names its product inositol-trisphosphate 3-kinase B (gene itpkb). The transcript is spliced from 8 exons. NCBI's taxonomy places the organism in Eukaryota, Metazoa, Chordata, Actinopteri, Characiformes, Acestrorhamphidae. The record is from RefSeq and is a predicted model, not a curated record. Bases 771 to 2702 code for a protein of 643 amino acids. Gene Ontology annotation, biological process: inositol phosphate biosynthetic process. Gene Ontology annotation, molecular function: inositol-1,4,5-trisphosphate 3-kinase activity; inositol tetrakisphosphate kinase activity. Gene Ontology annotation, cellular component: cytoplasm; nucleus.